This is a messenger RNA of Soboliphyme baturini, 515 nucleotides long. Lineage: Eukaryota; Metazoa; Nematoda; Enoplea; Dioctophymatida; Soboliphymatidae. The record is from the annotation of a GenBank genome assembly.
AUGAACAUCAUUCUUGACCUUCAUCUUGUUUCUAGGCGUUUUGGAUCCAAAUGUACUCGAUGCAACCAGGUGAUUUCCGCUAACGAUCUGGUCCGACGCGCUCAAGGCAAAAUCUUCCACGUCGAUUGCUUCUGCUGCAUGGUUUGUCAAAAGCGAUUGGACACCGGCGAGGAGCUUUACGUCAUUAACGGAUGCAAGUUCAUCUGUAAAGGCGACUACUCCAGUACUUUAAACGAUUCGUUCACCCCUUCCGAGCAACAGUCGGUUUCCAGUCCGGAUUCGUGCUGCAGUCAGCAGCAACAGUCAAAGAGUGACGACAACGUCGGCUCAGCCAGCAGUCAGUUGAACAGCGCCAAAAGAAGGGGACCAAGGACGACGAUCAAGGCUAAGCAACUGGAGACCCUGAAGGCGGCGUUCGCCGCCACCCCGAAGCCGACGCGUCACAUCAGAGAGCAACUAGCACAGGAGACCGGCCUCAACAUGAGGGUCAUUCAGGUAAGAGACUUUCGUUAGGU